AUGAAAGAUAAUACAACGAUGAUGGCGUUCCGGGAUAAUUUGAUCACGAAUCCAGUGCAGACUUACACUCAACUCAUGAAUCGAACAUGGAAUUACAUAAAUCUAAAUGAGGAACAACGGAGAAAAGCCGCCCAGACGACGAGUCAUGUUUUGACGCCAAGGCCGACCUUUAACCAAAAUCCUCGGCCAGACAGGUUCGGGCCGAGGGAACAACGGCAGCCACUACCACCUCGGAUGGAGCCACAUCGACCGGUGAAACUAGAAGAUCAAAAUAACAAUGAACCAGUCCGAUAUCCACCCAAAAUGCAGGACGAAGGAGAUAAGCAAAAAUACUGUCAGUUCCAUGAAGGACACGAACACAUCACCGAUGGGUGUGGUAGCCUCAAAAAGGAGAUCGACCGAGUGGUGCAAAUAGGCCGAUUAAAGGACUUUUUCGCCCAAAAUAAAAAUUUCACACCCGAGAGAAACAAUCAAACUAAUCAGAACACCAGGCGAGACAGCGGUCCACCACCGAAGAGACAAAUUGUCGCCGGGGUAAUUAACACAAUAGCUGGAGGAAUAACCAACCCUGAGUAUAAACGAGAUCGAAAAAAGAGGCAAAAAUUGGUGAUGCACGUAGCCACGACAGAAGUGCUGCCCGACGUUAGUUUCACCUCAGAAGAUGGAGAAGGAAUCGAUUUCCCUCACCAAGAUCUACUAGUCAUAUCAGGCUUAAUCGAGAAUUUCUGGGUCAUGAGGCAGCUGAUAGACGAAGGCAGCUCAGUUAAUUUGAUCACCAAAGAAGCUUAUCUCGGCAUUAGUUGCUCGGUGCUGAACUUGAAAAAGGUUAGCACACCACUCGUCGGCCUUGGAGGGUCCCCAGUACAAGCAGAAGGAGUUGCUGAGCUCACUGUUGAACUUGGACAAGAUAAUGGUGACCCAUUGGGCGGACUAACUGGUCUCACAGCCAAGUUCAAAACACUAUUCAUGGUGGUCCACAUGCCCCUAACAUACAAUGUUAUUCUCGGUCGGCCAAUGCUCUACGUUACAGGCGCGGUGACAUGCAUUCGAUAUUUGUCAAUGAAAAUUCCGACAAUGAAAGGAGUGGUGACGGUAGGCAGGACAUAG
Molecule: messenger RNA, 1107 nt
Organism: Mercurialis annua (annual mercury)
Lineage: Eukaryota; Viridiplantae; Streptophyta; Magnoliopsida; Malpighiales; Euphorbiaceae
Exons: 2
Coding region: 1-1107 (368 amino acids)
Source: RefSeq, a predicted model, not a curated record